AUGGACAAUACUUUGUCCACUGGAGAUGCGGGGAACGAGACGGAGCGGACGGACGAGAUGGAGUGGGGAAACGAGUGGGAGUGGAGGCAGAAACUGAAGAAGGCGCGGAAAGCUUUAGCGGAGGCAAGACGGCGGGAAGAGGAGCUGGAAGGAGUGGUGAGGGAGGGCGAGCGGGCGAUGGGGGAGCUGGAGGAGUGGAUUGGGCGCAAGGUGGACGCCAUGUCGUCGCUGGCUGCCGAGCUUCGCGAGGAGUGGCUGAAGGAAGCGGUGCUGUCUCGGGCCGAUGGAGCACGCAAGCGCGCGCGCAUGGCGGAUGGCUCGCCCUCGCAUCCGAUGAUGAUGAUGGAGAUGAGAUCUGAUAAGCCUCUUCCCCCUUCCCCGGCCCCUCAUCCGCUCUCAACCUCUGCACCACUCAUCACACUCCCUCCCUCCACUCCUCCUAAUCUGGCAGCUCUGUCUGCCCAUGCGGGGGCCAUCCGUUCAAUGGUGCAGGGAGUGCGGAGGCUGGCGUUCGGACUUGAGGUUCGAACGGCUCACACGGAUAAAAUUCAAGAGGAGAAAGAGGAAAGGGGGGAGAAGCCGCGGAAAAGGAAGAACGAGGAGAGGGGGGAGGUGCAGGAGGAGGGGGUGAGGGACGAGGCAGAGGAAACGAUGAAGAGAAUGGAUGAGCCGAUGGGAGAUGGACGUGUCGGUUCCGAGAACGAGACGUGGAAGCAAGGGUUUGGGGCAGGGCCAGGGUUCAAGCAAGAGGAAGGAGCAGGCAACGAAGCAGAGGAGGAGACCAGAAACGAAGCAGAGGGAGGGGACCAGCGGGGCACAGGGUUGGCAGAGCAAGGGGCAAAGCAAGGAGCAGAGCAAGGCGCAGAGCAGAGGGCAGGGCAACGGGCAAGGCAAGACCCAGAGCAAGGGGCAGGGAAAGGGGCAGAGCAAAGCCCAGAGCAAAGCCCAGAGCAAAGCCCAGAGCAAAGCCCAGAGCAAAGCCCAGAGCAAGGGGCAGAGCAAGAGGCAGGGCAAGGGACAGGGGAGGGGCGAUCGGCCGAUGUGGGCAGACAGUCAACGAGGCAAGCGGUUGCAGGAGAGGUAGCUGUGCAAGAGGAGGUAGUAGUGCAAGAGGAGGUAGCAGUGCAAGAGGAGGUAGCAGUGCAAGAGGAGGUAGCAGUGCAAGAGGAGGUAGCAGUGCAAGAGGAGGUAGCAGUGCAAGAGGAGGUAGCAGUGCAAGAGGAGGUAGCAGUGCAAGAGGAGGUAGCAGUGCAAGAGGAGGUAGCAGUGCAAGAGGAGGUAGCAGUGCAAGAGGAGGUAGCAGUGCAAGAGGAGGUAGCAGUGCAAGAGGAGGUAGCAGUGCAAGAGGAGGUAGCAGUGCAAGAGGAGGUAGCAGUGCAAGAGGAGGUAGCAGUGCAAGAGGAGGUAGCAGUGCAAGAGGAGGUAGCAGUGCAAGAGGAGGUAGCAGUGCAAGAGGAGGUAGCAGUGCAAGAGGAGGUAGCAGUGCAAGAGGAGGUAGCAGUGCAAGAGGAGGUAGCAGUGCAAGAGGAGGUAGCAGUGCAAGAGGAGGUAGCAGUGCAAGAGGAGGUAGCAGUGCAAGAGGAGGUAGCAGUGCAAGAGGAGGUAGCAGUGCAAGAGGAGGUAGCAGUGCAAGAGGAGGUAGCAGUGCAAGAGGAGGUAGCAGUGCAAGAGGAGGUAGCAGUGCAAGAGGAGGUAGCAGUGCAAGAGGAGGUAGCAGUGCAAGAGGAGGUAGCAGUGCAAGAGGAGGUAGCAGUGCAAGAGGAGGUUUUUGACAAUCUUUCCAUGGUGCAGCCACUCAUCUCUGCUGCCCACAGUGCAGGCAGCAGUGGGGGAGCGGGGGUGGAUUCAGAAGGAGCGGUUACAACGAAUGUGAAGGAGAGGCACGCAGACAGGGGAGGAGGGGGGGGCAGGGCGGGGAGAGCAGGGGGAACGCAGGUGAGGGCGGCGCAUCAGUGGCCGCCGGUGGGUGGGAGAGCAAGCGAAGCAGAGGUGAGGGGGCGGCUGCGGAGAAGGAUCGAUAGUUUACUGCGCGUCCGCCCUGAAAGGCUGCAGGUUGCUACGCUACGAAUCAGUUGGGUGGUGUCUCAGCUUUUGUCCCAAGACCCUGCUGCAAAAGAACUCUCCUUAAAUAGGCUUUCCCUCACCUACUACCUCCAUCUCACUCCCCACUGCUACCCAGACUUCCUACCAUCCCUCUCCACGCUCGCACUCCGCAUUGUCGACCCCGUCUCGCCAUUCGCCGUGAAACAACUCCUCAGCCUGCCCUCGCUCACAGCCCUGCACUUGCACGAGACGUCCAUCCGGUCAGAUGCCGUGCCGCUCUUCCAGUGCAUGUCUCGCCUCCAGCGCCUCGUCAUUGCAUGUGUUGAACCCUUUGACCUGCUUCCGAGCGGGACAGCAGCCAACCUGCCCCCAUCGUCUAACCCCGUCAGUGAACUCCGGCCAGUUCAGCCGUUUGAGAGCUUGAGGGAGCUGCAUGUGAGCCGGGUGACUGACUCGAUUCUGCAGCAGGUUGGGGUGCUGACGAGUCUUGAGGUCCUAUCCUGCACGUGCAGCAAGGGGGUGAGUUCCAGGGGAUGGAUGCACCUCAGGAGACUGGUGAACCUGAAGAGGCUGCAACUGGCGCCAACAAUCCUCCUUAAGAACCUGGGAUCAAACGACCACCACUUCGGAGGAGACUUCCGGCACCACCACUUCGGCCCCAAGCUACACUUGCACGAAAUUUGCUUGCCAGAGAUCGUCAGAACCUUCCAACGGCCUCCCAAGAAAGGGGCUGCCGCUGCAAGUGAAGACCCCGGCAACUGCAUCGACGGGAGCAUAUGGGAGGUGGUAGGCGCCCUGCCGGGCCUGGAGCACCUGGAGGUGCACGCAGCCGAGCCCAGCAGCACAGCAGUGAGAUCCGUCUCCAACAUCAGGCAGCUCAAAACCCUCCGCAUCACCGGCACUCUGCUUGACGAUUCUGACCUGCUGGGCUUGAGAGGCCUCUCGCUGCUCACCGACCUCAGCCUGGCUGCCUGCACGUUCGCAGCAGACCGGGCUGUGAGGUCGGUGAUUCAAGGCAUGACUCAGCUGCAGUCGCUGGACCUAUCGGGAACGGCCAUCAGCCAAGGCGCUGCUGUGCACCUGCGAGCACUUAAGCGGCUGGAGCGGUUGAAGCUGCAGCAGUGCAGCGGCAUGAGCAGGCUGUUUGUGCAGUGUCUCAGUUGUGUUUCUGCGCUGAGGGAGCUGGAUCUGGGCUGCAACAACAUGCAGCACGGUUGGCUGCUGCCCGUCCUGGAAGGGAAGAAGGUGACUCGGCUUAGGGUAGGGGGCUGCGGGUUUGUGGAGAGAACGUUGCGUGGGCUUCCACGGGCUUGGAUCGAGAUUGACUCAGAAUGGGAUGACGAUUGA
This is a messenger RNA of Closterium sp. Naga37s-1, 3390 nucleotides long. NCBI's taxonomy places the organism in Eukaryota, Viridiplantae, Streptophyta, Zygnematophyceae, Desmidiales, Closteriaceae. The record is from the annotation of a GenBank genome assembly.